UAACGAUGCAUCAACACCUUCGAAAGAUAUCGAUGGCUACCCAUAUUUUUCACGUUCAAAUGCCAGAUAGUACAGCUGCAAGCUAUGGGGUGAGGUGAUCAAAUUCAAAACCAAGCUAACUGGGCUAGUUUGGUUUAAAUGAUAUGGAGAAAAUGAAGCUGUACGGCCUCUCAUUCAGCAGCAAUUGCAGUGUGGCUGUUUCACACACAACCUCCAACACAGUCGGCCAUUAAAUGCAUCCCCCUAAUCUCUCUCUCUCUCUCUCCCUCUCCCCUACCCCCUCUGUAUUUUUAUUUCAAAUUUUUUUAGUACCAUUUAUUGCCUUUGGAUCCAUUUCUAUAGAUCUUCACGUGUUGGUUGGAUCUCCUUUAUUAUUGACGCUGCCCUUUUUGGUCUAAAAAUCAUAUCACUCGCAAACCUACAAGAUUAAUUCUUUCUAUCUACACAGUUUCAAGCUUCAAUCUUUCAGACAGUUCCUCAUGUGUGCAUAAGGGUUUAGCUUUAAGGGUGGGAAUUAAAAUCAGGGGAGUUAGAAAAUGGGAACCAGAGAAAUCAAGUCACCUGAAGGAGGGCUAGUGACACCAGCUAGUUUAGAUGGAAAUCCUGACUCAAAUCACAGAAAGAAGCUUGGACUUUACUUCAUUGAAUCCGAUGACAGACGGACGGCUUUCGGACGGGGUUAUACUGGAGGAACUACACCAGUUAAUAUCCAUGGCAAACCUAUUGCUGAUCUUUCAAAAACGGGUGGUUGGAUUGCUGCCUUCUUCAUAUUCGGAAAUGAAAUGGCAGAGAGAAUGGCUUAUUUCGGUCUCUCAGUGAACAUGGUGGCCUUCAUGUUCUAUGUUAUGCAUAGGCCCUUCAGCAGUUCAUCAAAUGCGGUUAACAAUUUCCUUGGGAUAUCACAAGCUUCCUCUGUCCUUGGUGGGUUUCUGGCUGAUGCAUAUCUUGGCCGAUAUCGGACAAUAGCAAUCUUCACAACCAUCUACCUUGCGGGCUUGACAGGAAUAACCUUAUGUGCUACAAUGGACAUUUUGGCGCCAAAACAAGACCAUUGUGAUCAGCUGGCCCUCCUUUUGGGCGAGUGUGAGCCUGCAAAACCAUGGCAGAUGAUGUACCUCUACACUGUUCUCUACAUAACUGGAUUUGGAGCUGCUGGUAUAAGGCCAUGCGUUUCUUCUUUUGGGGCAGACCAGUUUGAUGAAAGAAGUAAAGAUUAUAAGUCUCACCUGGAUAGGUUUUUCAACUUCUUUUACCUUUCUGUCACCAUUGGGGCAAUUGUGGCCUUUACUGCGGUAGUCUAUAUCCAAAUCAAACUUGGUUGGGGAUUUGCCUUUGGGUCACUGGCAUUAGCUAUGGGCAUAUCAAACUUGGUAUUCUUUAUUGGUACCCCUCUAUACAGGCAUAGACUUCCAGGAGGCAGCCCUCUAACGCGCGUUGCUCAAGUUUUGGUGGCUGCAUACAGGAAGAGGAACGCGCCUUUUUCUAGCAGUGAGUUGAUAGGCUUGUAUGAGGUUCCUGGAAAACAAUCUGCUAUAAAGGGCAGUGGAAAGAUAGCUCACACCAACGAUUUUAGAUGUUUGGACAAAGCAGCUCUGCAGUUGAAGGAGGAUGGUGUAGACCCAAGUCCUUGGAGGCUUUGCACUGUGACUCAAGUAGAGGAAGUGAAGAUCCUUUUGAAACUUAUUCCAAUACCAGCUUGCACAAUAAUGCUGAGUGUAGUCUUGACAGAGUAUCUGACUCUCUCAGUCCAGCAGGCGUACACUUUAAACACCCAUAUGGGUCAACUUAAACUCCCAGUAACAUGCAUGCCAGUGUUUCCUGGCCUCAGCAUAUUUCUUAUACUGUCCCUCUAUUACUCUACAUUUGUUCCGCUGUCCCGGCGCAUCACCGGUCACCCUCAUGGAGCUUCUCAGCUUCAGAGAGUGGGCAUAGGCUUGGCAGUCUCAAUCCUAUCUGUGGCAUGGGCUGCGAUUUUCGAAAGGUACCGAAGAAAAUAUGCAAUAGAGCAUGGAUAUGAGGGUAGUUUCUUAAGUGCAAUGUCAGACCUCAGUGCAUUCUGGUUGUUGAUCCAAUAUUGCCUCAUUGGCAUAGCUGAAGUGUUUUGCGUAGUGGGGUUGCUAGAAUUUCUAUAUGAAGAAGCCCCAGAUGCCAUGAAAAGUAUAGGCUCCGCUUACGCUGCUCUAGCCGGGGGUUUAGGUUGCUUCGCAGCCAGUAUAUUGAACAGCAUCAUCAAAUCUGUCACAGGAAGCUCAGAGAAGCCAUCUUGGCUGUCCCAGAACAUUAACACUGGCAGAUUUGAUUAUUUUUACUGGCUGCUCACAGUUUUGAGUGUCAUCAAUUUCUGCGUUUUUCUAUAUUGCGCACGUAGGUACAAGUACAGGACAGAGCAGGGGGUUAAGACGGAGAAGCAGGUUCUAGCCAACAUAAAAGAACAACCCCUCAGUGGAUAGAUAGCAUUAAUUGGAUGAAAUGUCGUUUUCCCACUAUAUUCCCAACUUUUAAUUUUGCUACUUGUUUGAACAAAACUCAGAUUUACAAUAAGCAAAGCAGGAAUUACAGUUUGUGUUU
Messenger RNA from Prunus avium (sweet cherry), 2568 nucleotides. RefSeq names its product Major facilitator superfamily protein. Gene Ontology annotation, molecular function: transmembrane transporter activity. Gene Ontology annotation, biological process: oligopeptide transport; transmembrane transport. The record is from RefSeq and is a predicted model, not a curated record. Gene Ontology annotation, cellular component: membrane. NCBI's taxonomy places the organism in Eukaryota, Viridiplantae, Streptophyta, Magnoliopsida, Rosales, Rosaceae.